Molecule: messenger RNA, 507 nt
Organism: Vairimorpha ceranae
Lineage: Eukaryota; Fungi; Microsporidia; Nosematidae
Exons: 1
Coding region: 1-507 (168 amino acids)
Source: RefSeq, a predicted model, not a curated record
AUGUGUUCACAUUUGUCUCUUAAAGAUGGUUUCUGUAAAUUAUGUGGUAUACAAGUAGAAGAAUACACUCUAGUACUUCCUGUACAUACACCUUCUAAUACACUUAUUACUUCACAGAAGCAUGUACAUCUACUUAACAAAUUAUUACAUGGACUUAAUAUCUUUGAAUAUAAAUCUGAUAUUUUACAGGAAUACAAUAAUAAAUUAUUUAAAAGUAGAUUAAGUACAAAAGAUAAGCUUCUAUUAUGUAUUUAUAAAGUACUAAGAGACAUAUCUUAUCCUAUUACUUUUAGUGAUUUGGAAGUAUACACCAGUAAAAUAAGAAGUAAAUGGUUUAAAGAAUAUAAAUUUAUACCUUAUAACUAUGAAUAUAUAAUAAAUAUAGUAAGUAGAUUUAAUAAUAAACAUUUGAAAGUAGAUGUAGAUGAUGUUGUAAAUUUUGUAUAUAGACAUAGUAAAUGUCCUAUAGAUAGAGUUAUAAAAAUAUACUUAGAAAAAUCAAUAUAA